ACAAAGCAAAGCAGCAGCACUUAAAGUCUUAAAAGUUUUUUAAAGUUGAUAUUUUGGAGAAAUGGCUACAGUCGGACAGAUUAUUUUUUACGGCAUGGUGACCCUGAUUGUCAUCUUAGCAGCCCUCAUCAUCCUCAUCCUGUCCUUGACCUUCUCCAAAACCACAGUCAAGGUGGUGAGCAGUAACACCAAACCUGUCGCAAACCUGGGUAAGGACCAGAUUCUCAGCUGCUACAUUGAUGCAGAAAUUGAAGCAAACAGCUUGAGAGAGGUGUUGGUCAUCUGGGAGAACAGCCGCCUAGGACUAGUUUAUCGCUACGAGAAUGGAGCUCCUGCUCUGGAUAAACAACAUCCCCAGUUCAAAGGCAGAGCUCAGGUCUUCCCUGAUGCUGUAGCCACAGGUAAUGCCUUUCUGCUGCUGCAGGGUGUGAGAAGUAGUGAUGAAGGAGAGUACACCUGCAGCAUUAGCUCCUCUGUGGGCCAAGGCAACGUCACCAUCCAGCUCCGAACUGCAGUGUUUUCGGCCCCAACACUGGAGUUCUCAGAAAACACCUUGACCUCCAAGGCGAGCAGCUGGUUCCCUAAACCUGACGUCACAUGGCUGAACCAAACUGGGGAUAAACUGAAUGCAAGCACAAGUUUCACAGAAGUAUCAGCUGAAAGAUACCGUGUCCUGAGCAAGCUGCCGUCAGCACGGGUCAACGAGAGCUACAGCUGCAGGAUUGAAAACAGCUUAGUGGUGGCGGUCACCGAAGCAACUAUAACAGGUACUGGUGUUUUGGGAAGGACAUUCUUCACCUUCAGCAUUGCUUCAACCCUGCUGGUAUCAUUUCAUCUCAAUCUAAUGACUAGUGUCCUGUGCAUCUUUUUUGUGGUCUAGUGGCAUCAAACCAUAUAUUAUGUCAUUAUAGUUUACUGUCUAUGUCUUGGAUAAUUGAAAGGCAGAAU
Molecule: messenger RNA, 948 nt
Organism: Cyprinodon variegatus (sheepshead minnow)
Lineage: Eukaryota; Metazoa; Chordata; Actinopteri; Cyprinodontiformes; Cyprinodontidae
Gene: vtcn1
Product: V-set domain containing T cell activation inhibitor 1
Exons: 5
Coding region: 62-880 (272 amino acids)
Source: RefSeq, a predicted model, not a curated record